AUGUAAGCUAAUGUCACAGAGGAAGAAGAUUAUGAUGAACCAUCUCCAAAGGCAAAUUAGUUAAAGCAUUGUCCUCUGCGAAAGAGAUCAAGUUCACUUGAAUUUACAAAGGAUACUUCAAAACUAUUGGAUGUUUAAAAUGAAAAAGUAGGGAUAUUCAAAAGGAUGUAAAGAACUUUUUAAAAGUAUGACAAAUCAAUAUUGAUGGUGCUCUGUCUAGCAUAUUUUGUACAAGGUUUCAAAAUAUUUUUACUUCUCUCAAUCAAAGACCUUUUUAAAGACUAUUUAAAGCUGGAUCCUACCUAGAGUCAAACAUUGAACUCAAUUAUCAACAUACCCUGGAGCUUCAAAAUAUUUUAUGGACUUAUUGCUGAUAAUGUUCCAAUACUAGGCUCUAGAAGAAGAUCAUAUCUUGUUUUAAAUGGACUUCUAUAUUUCAUCUCUCUUGUAAUACUUUCUCUGAAUUUAAUCUCGGAUUAUUUCUUGAUUACUCUGCUUUUAACUAUUACAUCAUUAAAUGGAGCAUUCACAGACGUAGUUGUUGAUGCUCUAAUGGUAGCUUAGUCAAGAUCAGAUAAGGAUAAUGGCUCUGAAGAUCUGCAAUCUUUAUCAUGGAGCAUGCUAUCAAUAGGUGGUAUUUGCGGUUCUAUUGCUUCUGCAUAUUUUACAGAAUAUUUACAUCCUUAUUAAACUUUCGGAACACUCUCAGUUGUUGGUCUAAUUCAGGCUUAUUUUGGAUGGAGAAUAAAUAAAGAACUUGAAAAAUCAACUAUUUAAAUAGAGUAAACCACAUUUACAGAGUAACUCAAGUCUAAUCUAUAGUAACUAAAGAUUGCGAUAAAGAUGCCUUUAAUUCAAAGAACAGUAGCUUAUCUUCUCAUCUGUGGGUUUUUCAUACCAUCAUUCUCAGAGUUUGGCUAUUAUUUUCAACUCAACAUCGUUCAAUUUUCUAAGCAAACUUACAGCUUUUUACAGAUAUUCGGAUUUGUAUCUUUAUUAGUGGCUGUUUUUAUCUACUCUAGAUAUUUUAGAGACAAGGAAAUAUCUAAAUUAAUCUUAUAUGCUCAAUACAUCCACAUUUUUGGAGGAACAGUCUCUUUGCUUUAUGUUCUAAGGGUUAAUGUCUAUUAUGGUAUUAGUGAUAUAACUGUGAUUAUUUUUUCAAGUUUAGUCACUGAUACAAUCGGCCUUGCCUUUACACUCCUGCCCUAACUAGUACUAUUUGCCAAAAUAACACCCUAGAACAUAGAGGCUACUGUUUUUGCGAUUUUGACUGGCAUGAAUAAUCUAUGCGCAGGAGUCUUAAGUCCUAUGGUUGGUGUUUUUGUGAAUAAAGCUUUUGUGGGAGUGAGUAUUGAUAAUUUAGAAAAAUAUUGGGUGUUAGUAACAAUAUCACUCUGCUGCACUCUAAUUCCAAUUUUGAUUAAUGGAUUACUUCCCAGAAAGAAAGAGAUUGAAGAAUUGCAAGCACUCUUUGAAAAAGAUUCAAGAAGGUAAGAUCAUAAUGCGAGCGUUUAGAUAGAUGAUGCUGCUAACAUUGAAUUAGUCAAUCUCAAACCUUAUAGCAAUAAUUAGUGA
Molecule: messenger RNA, 1578 nt
Organism: Stylonychia lemnae
Lineage: Eukaryota; Ciliophora; Spirotrichea; Sporadotrichida; Oxytrichidae
Source: the annotation of a GenBank genome assembly